Monomorium pharaonis (pharaoh ant) is the source of this 653-nucleotide messenger RNA. It is a transcript of the gene mRpS16, whose product is annotated as probable 28S ribosomal protein S16, mitochondrial. Bases 156 to 542 code for a protein of 128 amino acids. Gene Ontology annotation, cellular component: ribosome; mitochondrial small ribosomal subunit. Gene Ontology annotation, biological process: mitochondrial translation. The transcript has 2 exons. Lineage: Eukaryota; Metazoa; Arthropoda; Insecta; Hymenoptera; Formicidae. Gene Ontology annotation, molecular function: structural constituent of ribosome. The record is from RefSeq and is a predicted model, not a curated record.
CAUGGCGACGCGAACAAACCACAUGUGUCUUGCUGGAAAGCACGCGUAGAUGGCCCUUUACACUGUGUCGUCUGUGUACCUAGCUGGAAAACAGCUCAUGUAUUGUAGGCCACGUUUAAAAGCGAUUAUAUAUAUAAUUUUUAAUAUUAACAAAUAUGCCUCGACUACCUUUACAUCCUUCAUCUGGGACAGGUAUUAUUACGCCAUUCGGUAAGGCGAUACGUCUAGUUCGUUAUGGGUGCACUAAUAGACCGUUUUAUCAUAUCGUCGUAAUGGAUACAAAAUUGACACAGAGAAAACCACCAAUAGAGCAAAUCGGCGUCUACGAUCCGCUACCAAAUGUACACAAUGAAAAAUUAGUGUCCUUCAAUUAUGAAAGAAUACAAUAUUGGAUCGCCAAAGGUGCACAAGUGUCUACACCCGUUGCAGAUUUAUUAGGACUAGCUGGAUAUUUACCUAUACAUCCAAGAACAUAUAUGAGAGCGUGGAGAAAUCGUAAAACUUUAGAGGAAAGUAAGAACGCUAAAAAACAUGUGUGUUAAGAAGAAGCAAUUGUAUUUAGUAUCUAACAUAUAAUUAUUAUGUAAUAAGCAUUUGUUUUGUUUGACAUUCACAAUUUAUCAAUAAAAUUAUUAAAUAAUCAUUUUAAAAAA